Messenger RNA from Mercurialis annua (annual mercury), 545 nucleotides. Its product is annotated as protein TRACHEARY ELEMENT DIFFERENTIATION-RELATED 6. The record is from RefSeq and is a predicted model, not a curated record. Bases 66 to 428 code for a protein of 120 amino acids. The transcript has a single exon. Gene Ontology annotation, biological process: plant-type secondary cell wall biogenesis. Lineage: Eukaryota; Viridiplantae; Streptophyta; Magnoliopsida; Malpighiales; Euphorbiaceae.
CCUAACACAUUCCAAUCAUCUUCUCCAUAGAUAUCUACCUUAUAAUAUCAACUAAUAUUCCUCUCAUGGCUUCUUCAAACAAUUUUGACAUCCCCCAUUCACCACCACCAAGCAAUGACAGCACCACCGUGAUAGUGGUUGUGUUUGUCUCACUGGGAGGUGUUCUAUUUUUUGCAUUUCUUGCAUUUGCACUAUGCUGCUUCAUCAAGAAAAGAAACAAGAAACUUCAAGAAACUGAUCUGAUUCGUGUUGAUGAACACUUGAAGGUUAAAGAAGCUAUAGUGGAUGGACCUCGUGGUCCCAAAUCUGUAGUUCUGGAGAUUGAAGAUGAUCUUCAUGUUGAUGAAGUUAUUAAGAAACAAGAAGAAGAAAACAUGAAGUUUGGUCAUGGUCAAAAUAAAUCUUUGGAAAUUGAAAGCAAGGCUUAAUGUUUAUUAAUUAGCACUAAAUAAUUGUUCAUCAUUUGUUACUUAAUUUAUUCCUUUACAUGUCCAUGUUAAACAAUUGAGCAUUAAUAAACUUUCUAUGGAACUUUGUAUGACUAA